CCACUCUCCUCGGCUGUUUACAUUCAAUGGCGGAAGUCGUUACACGUUGAGUGGUGACGCCAUGAUCAGAGAAGAGGUGAGUUGGCAGAUUAGAAAGUGGACCUCUUUGGAUCCUAGCCAUGGAUAAAGAGUUAACACCUUUGGACUGCCUGCUGCCCUCAGGCUCGCUAAGUAUCUGUCUGAUAAUUCUGAAUCAGCCUUUGGAUGCGAACUACCUACACAUCCUCUGGAGCAAAGCUCUCUUGAAGGCGUGUGCGGAUGGAGCUGCCAAUCACCUUUACAACAUCACUGCUGGAGGUUGUAACAGCUUCCUCCCCGACUAUAUCAGUGGGGAUUUUGAUUCCAUUACGACCGAGGUCAAAGCUUUCUAUGCUGACAAGGGGUGCAAGCUGAUAGAAACAGCCGACCAGGACCUAACAGACUUCACCAAGUGUCUGGCAAUCAUGCUGGAGGAGAUUCAGAGGAGAAAGUUAAAGGUGGACGCCAUCGUGACACUGGGUGGAUUGGCCGGCAGAUUUGACCAGACCAUGGCGUCUGUUGAGACCCUCCACCACGCUCUGUCCAUGACACAGCUGCCUGUGUUUGUCAUACAAGAGACAAGCCUGGCAUAUCUACUCAGACCCCAGGGCAGCCACAGACUUGGAGUGAACACGGGCCUGGAGGGCGACUGGUGUAGUCUCAUUCCAGUAGGUGGACCGUGCCAAACAACCACCACUGGACUCAAAUGGAACCUGGAUAAUCAAGUCCUGCAGUUUGGAAAGCUGGUGAGCACCUCCAACACCUACGAGUCUGUUGCUCCCGGAAACCCAAAGAAGCUUGUGACUGUGAUCACCGACCAACCACUACUUUGGAGCAUGGGGAUUCGUAAGAAUGGGGUCAACCCUCACACAGAAAAACAAUCUUCUAUAGAAUAGUGGCAAGCACUGUUGCCUUCAAUAAAAAUUACUCACAACUAAGGGCCUUUCUGUAUAGAAUUUGCACGUUCUCCGCAUGUGCACAAGGGAUUUCUCCUCCCACAUUCACUACAACUGGAUACUCAAAAUUGCCCAUAGGCAUCAAUGUCAAGGCAAAUCGUUGUUGUUUGCUCUGUAUCUUUGGCCCUGUGUUGGACUGUCGACCUGUCCAGAGCAGACCCCGCCUUUCACACCGAGUCACCCGAGGAUGGCUUCAGCGGCCCUGAGACCCUCAAAAGGAGGAUAACACAGCAGAUGGUGAAUACAUUUCAUAGUUGUUACCAUUAACAAUAAGGAUUGUAUGUAUAUACAUCCAUUUUCUACCACUUUAUCCUGCACAUGAGGGUAAUGGGGAGUGCUGUGCCAAUCUCAGCUGACAUAGGACAAUUUGACCGUCUAAUUUUUUUCCACUGCACAGAGAUAAAUUCAAAAGGGGAAGUCUGAAACCUGCCAUUGAAUAAGCAACUUCAAGAUUAUUGUCUUCAACAUUUACUAAUAAGGAAGCUUUGAGGUUUAGACUAUAUAUAGUGGAUAAUUAUAGACAAAGAACAUCACCCUCAUUACAUCUUCACUGAAAGUAUAUUGUACAUGAUUCUGCCACAAUUAUGUGCCUUUGACCAUCUCAUGUUCCUUGAAAUGAUCAGUUUCUAUCAAGUAUUAGGGGACAAAUGAAAUCUGUGUUCGUAUUUUUGAUGCGUGAAAAAAAACACUGUAGUUAAGGCCAUUUACAUAAAAUAGGACAUAUCUGUAGGUUUCCAUUUGUUUUAUUUACACAGCAAAAUAAAAAUGUUGUGCACAGAAUGUAAAAAUGCCAACCCUUCUGACCCAAUCACAUCAGCCCAAAAACACUUUACAGCACCGCCCCCCCCCAUGGUAUUGAAGUUUGUCCUUUCUUGUCCAGGAUUUAACCACCACUAGAAAAAAAGAAAAACAGUGUUACUAAUUGAAGAACUUGAAACAAGCCAUAUUUAAUUUUAUAUGAAACAAUCAAAUCUUCCGCAUAUUUCCAUAGUAUAUAUAUUAUAUUUUCUAUCAAAUUUAAAUGUUGCAAUCCAAUAUUAAGAUUUAACUAUGUAACUAAUAAGUAAUUAUCAUGUAUUUACAGUAUAUGUAAUUAAUAUUCCAUGCCCAAUGCAACACAGUAAAGAUAGUCUCAUGCAAAACACAACUGACGUUAUAGAGACGUGUACGCGUGUUUUGCUUCAAAUCCUGUAAACAUGUCAAUAAUUCAAUUAAUUGUGAAAAGUUCCCCAGUCCUACUUUUAGCAAUAAACACAAUGGUGAAUGUGAGACAUUAAAUGCAUACGUCAUUCUGUAACAAGGGCUGCAAUGACCGAUUGAUAACUGAAUGAAUCAUCUGUUUUGAUAAUCAGGUAAUUUGUUUGUGUUUUGUUUAUAAAUAAAAAUGAGAUCUCCGA
This is a messenger RNA of Solea senegalensis (Senegalese sole), 2371 nucleotides long. RefSeq names its product thiamin pyrophosphokinase 1 (gene tpk1). The transcript is spliced from 10 exons. The coding region runs from base 120 to 914 and encodes 264 amino acids. The record is from RefSeq and is a predicted model, not a curated record. Gene Ontology annotation, molecular function: thiamine diphosphokinase activity; ATP binding; thiamine binding. Gene Ontology annotation, biological process: thiamine metabolic process; thiamine diphosphate biosynthetic process. NCBI's taxonomy places the organism in Eukaryota, Metazoa, Chordata, Actinopteri, Pleuronectiformes, Soleidae.